CUAUGCUCUCGACCUGAACUCCUGAUCAAGCCUCAUCGGCCUUUUCACGAGCGCAUUAUCGGUUCGCCGUCGUCUGAGCCCACCUGGGUGCGAAACGGUACAUUUCUCAUCGUGCAAUGUCGACACCGUCGACACUGCCGCCCCAUCAUCCGAACUACGGAUACUCUCACCAUCAGAACUAUCAAUCCAACAGUGGUUAUAGAGCCAACAACACUCUCUUGAACGGCGGCAGCCGGUUGGGAGCGCCAUAUACCCUUCCGACUCCUUCGAGUAACGGCACCUCAGCGAACAGCGUCGCCGCUGCUGACCCCACACGAAUAAGUCAAAACACUGCACAUUCGUCGUCAAGACCGGAAACGAAACCAGCUGCUAUGCCUGCCUCAUCCUCCGUCUCCGUCCCCAAGCAGAAUCCCAAGAAACGGCAACGAUCUCGGGAGCGGGAGCCGGAUUGGCAUAAAUUCUACAAGAAUGGUCUGCCCAAGGAGGUCAUCGUCAUCGAUGAUUCCCCGACCCCUGAGCCAUCAGCAUCAGUCCUCUCAAAUACGCAGAAUGCCCGCUCUGUGAACGGUGGAGCCAGGCAUGCUGCAAAGAGAAGGAAGGGCGAUGACGUCGGAUCAGUCUACGAUCCUGUAUACCAUCUCGGUCCCUCCCAUUCCAACAAUCAGAGCCCUGAGUAUAAGGAUUCCUCUGGUUCUACCAUCUCAACUGAUCGGACAACUUCCGCUAUACACACUACUGCCGCAACAUCACUCGGCUCUCAUUCGUCGAACGGACACAAUGGCUACGAGGCUGUUGAUGUUCAACCUGGUCAGAAGAGAAAGAGAACAGCGACUCGACUUCAAGUGGCUACGGAGGCCAAGAAGAGAGACUUGGAGACAAAUGGGGAUGCAUUCACAAAUUACAGACCACCUCCAAGACCACCUAUCAAGGCGCCAGAUGUCCAGGUGAAGCAGGUUGCUGAUAAUUCCUACACCAAGAAUAGCAAGGUUGACGACGACGAUGGACACUACAUUGUUGUGCCUGAAUCUGAUCUGACUGAAAGAUACCAAGUCACCAAACUCCUUGGACAAGGAACUUUCGGCAAGGUCGUCCAGGCCCGGGAUCGGAAAAGAAAUAAACAGGUUGCUAUCAAAAUUAUCAGGUCUGUCCAGAAGUACCGCGAUGCCUCCAGAAUAGAACUACGAGUCUUGUCUACUCUAAAGGCAAAUGACCACGAAAACCGGAAUCGAUGCAUACAUCUUCGAGACUGUUUCGAUUAUCGGGGUCACAUCUGCAUUGUCAUGGAUUUGCUCGGUCAGAGUGUUUUCGAUUUUCUGAAGGGCAAUGCUUUUGUUCCUUUCCCCAACAGUCAGAUUCAGAGCUUUGCAAGACAACUCUUCACCAGUGUUGCAUUCCUUCAUGAUCUGAACCUCAUUCAUACCGACUUGAAGCCGGAAAAUAUCCUCCUGUGUGAUAGUGCGUAUCAAGCAUUCACGUACAGCCGUCGAAUUCCGUCGUCAUCGAGCACGGUCAACCGACAAGCUGCUCAACGAAAGGUCCUCCUCGACACUGAGAUCCGAUUAAUUGACUUUGGAUCUGCCACCUUCCAAGAUGAGUAUCAUUCUUCGGUCGUUUCCACUCGACACUACAGAGCCCCAGAGAUCAUACUCGGUCUCGGCUGGUCCUUUCCGUGUGACAUCUGGAGCAUUGGUUGCAUUCUUGUUGAGUUCUUCACCGGAGAUGCCUUGUUCCAAACUCAUGACAAUCUCGAACACCUAGCUAUGAUGGAGGCUGUUGUCGGCAAAAGAGUGCCUAUGCCUCUGGUACAACAAGUCAAUGGUUUGGCCAAGAGAAGUGGUGGAAAUCCCGCCGCAAAAUUCUUCAAGCGACUGAAGCUUGAUUACCCGCAGCAGGAGACGACUCGAGCUUCAAGACGCUUUGUGAAGGCUAUGAAGCGUUUAGAGGAGAUUAUUCCUGAUAACAACAACAAGUUCUUGAACAACUUCCUGGACUUGCUCAAGAGGAUCUUUGUGUAUGACCCCGCGGACCGCAUCACAGCCAAACAGGCACUUCAGCAUCAAUGGUUCAAAGAAGCCGCAACGCCGGAUGAUGGCACAGAGGCAACAAAAAUCCGCUUACAGCGGCAACAAGCCAGCGAGGAAGCAGCUGCUCUUACCGCAAUGGCUACUCAAUCGAGACAAAAUGGAUAUCGCCAUUAAGUUUCCAAUCUCGAAUAAUGCAUGUCAUGACGGCGCACACGGAAAUGGGGGAGCGAAGGGCAAUCUUUAUACUUGGAUCACAGAGUGUCGGUUCAAUGCGUUGGGCGGUGAUAAUGUUGACUUAGCUGGAUGUUCAGUCAAAACGUUGGCUUUAA
This is a messenger RNA of Mollisia scopiformis, 2353 nucleotides long. RefSeq names its product kinase-like protein. Gene Ontology annotation, cellular component: nucleus. Gene Ontology annotation, biological process: protein phosphorylation. Gene Ontology annotation, molecular function: protein kinase activity; ATP binding. Bases 117 to 2198 code for a protein of 693 amino acids. The record is from RefSeq and is a predicted model, not a curated record. NCBI's taxonomy places the organism in Eukaryota, Fungi, Ascomycota, Leotiomycetes, Helotiales, Mollisiaceae. The transcript is spliced from 6 exons.